AUGUGGUUGGCGGAAAGGGACAUUUCAAUUAAAGAAGUUAAUAAUACAACUAAAACAUUGGUUGAAAUUAAUCUUUGUAUUAUUGCAUUCUUGUUACAGAAUAACAACAACAAUAAUGUUAAUCUCGAAGUUGGUAAUAAUGAUUAUAAUGAUUAUGGCGAUGAUGAUAUACCUACAGAUAUCUUUCUUCCAACAACAACCAUUACCACAACAACAGAUGUCCUUCUUCCAACAACAUCUGGUGGUGAUAUUACUUUAAAUAAUAGAUAUGAUCUUCGGUCGAGGAAACAUAUAAAUUAUGACACUGGACCAGUUCCAAAAAAACGUCGGUGCACCAGGAAGUGCCCAGUUCAUUGUCAUUAA
Messenger RNA from Entrophospora candida, 363 nucleotides. Lineage: Eukaryota; Fungi; Glomeromycota; Glomeromycetes; Entrophosporales; Entrophosporaceae. The record is from the annotation of a GenBank genome assembly.